GCAGGUUUCCUUGGAGCAGCCGACGAAGCCACCAGGGCCGGGCAUGCCCCUCCGUGCGCUUGCAGGCUGACGGGCCGCCCGGCUCUUUCCUCACCGCCGAAGCCAUGCGGGCAGCCGGGCUGCUCCUCGCUUGGGUGCUGCUGCGUCCUGCUGGCGCCCAGCAGUGCCUCCCCAGCAGCCCUGCUGGUGUCCUCCGCUUCACCGACACCCAUGCUGAAAUCCGAGUGCCGGCGCUGCACCGCGUGCCCAGCUCUCUUGACCCCCUCUAUGGCCUCGUCCGACACUACCUGGACCUCAUCCAGCAGAACCCCCUACCCACAGAGCUUCUCAGGGCAGCCUUGAACAACCCCAGCUCAGUGCGGGCAUCACAGGUGGUGCAGUACGAGCUGGGCUACGUCAUUUGUGCUGCGGUGGCUCUGCUCUUCACUGUGGCUGUGCCGGUGGCAGGGCUGUGCUUCUGCUAUUGCCGGAGUCGGCGGCGGUGCGGGGGCCGCCUGCGUGCCCACCGGCGUUCCCUGGCCUGCCGGCGCCGCUGCCUCCUUGUCUGCCUCUCCAUCACCUCCAUCAUCAUCCUGACCAGCGCCAUCUGUGCCUUGGUCACCAACCAGCGAGUGAAGGAGCAGAUGGAGCCGGGGCUCGGUGCUGUGCCGGCCACGCUGCGCACACUGCGGCAGCACAUUGCCAACAUCCCCCAGGGCGUGCAAAUGGCAGUGGACCAGUUUGAAGUGCCCCGGCAGCAGAUAAUCUCUGACCUGGGGGGGGUGAGCCGCAGCGUGGGGCUCUCCAUCCACACACAGCUGAAGGCAAUGACCUACGCAGCACUGGCAGACCUGCAGGACAGGGCAGGAGACCUACAGACCUCGCUGCACCAUUUACAGAUUCUCAACAAGACGGUCCGAGUGCUGACAGAGGCACGGGCUGAGCUGGAGCCGGCACUGCAGGAGCGACGGCAGCGUGUGGUCGCACUCCUGGACGAUCCGCGCUGCACCUCCUGUGCCAGCGUGCUGGGCAGGGCACAGAGCCUGCAGCUGGGUGCUGACUACAGCAAGGUGCCCUCGGUGGAGAAGGUGUUGAAGACGUUGGCUGGUCUGCCCCGAAGUGACUUUGCAGAGAUGAUUCGGCAGGGCAAUGGUACUUUCAAUUCUAUCCCAGAGCUGGCUGUGGAGAGGAUGGCACAAGUGAUCCAGGAGCUGAGGGAGGAGAUGGCCCAAGUGUCAGAGAAGGUGCAGACCAUAGCCGAUGGCUUCCCCCUUCCUGACUACACCCGGCACGUCAACAAAGCCCUGCUGAAGGCAGAGGACAGGAGUCAGCCUUUCCUCCGGGAGGUGGAGCGCUUCGAGUGGUACAGGUGGGUUGCAGGCACGGCGCUGUGCUCCAUCGUCCUCCUCAUUGUCGCCUGCAAUGUGGCUGGGAUGGCUCUGGGUGCAUACGGACUGUCCAAGCGGGAGGACCCAAGCGACUACGAGUGCCGAGGAGAAGCCGGUGCCAAGUUUCUCCUGAUCGGCGUGGGCCUGGGUUUCCUUUUCUCCUGGCUCCUCAUCCUCAUGGUUUUCACCACCUUCGUGGUUGGGGGCAACGUCCAGACGUUGGUUUGCAGGAAUUGGGUCAACCAGGAGAUUUACAAGUUUAUUGACACCCCUGGGAACCUCCCUCCAUCCCUGAACCUCACCCAGCAGCUCAACCUCAGGAGGGAUUCCAACCUUACUGCUGCAUACCGGGAGUGCAAGAGUGGCGCGGGGCUGUGGGAGGUGCUGCAGCUGGAGAAGUCCUACGACCUGGAUGAGCACCUCAAAAGCCCUAAGUACACGGCCAACUUCCAAAAACGCCUGGCUGACUUUACGGCACAGCUGGGGGAUGUGCGGCUGCUCCGCAGUGAGGGCAGGAACGACCUGGAGACCUUUGCCCGCAGCGGUGUGGAUGAGGUGGACUAUAGGAGCUUCCAGGAGGAGAUGAAGAUCCCUGUGGUGCAGACCAGCCUCCCUGCUCUGGCUCGGAGCCUGGAGGGGCUGCAGAAGAUGCAGAGGAACGGCACGGUGGCAGGACGGCUGGCUGCUGAGGCCAAGGCUCUGUGGCGGAUGCAGAACUCCACGGUGCAAACUCAGGAGGCGCUGGUGGUGAAGCUGGGAGAAAGCGUCCGGUUCCUUUCACGCUUGGCACCACACCUUCAGGACCGAGUGAAGACCACACUGGCCACCAUUGCAUCAGUGGAAGCCCGGCUGCCUGUGCAAGCCCAGCAGAUCCUCCGGCAGGAGAUUGGCUGCUUCACAAGGAAGGAGCUGCGCUACUUUGCACAGUACCUGCACUGGGUCGGACAGACGCUGAGGGAGGAUGUGGCUUCGUGCCAGCCUCUCGCCACAGCCCUUGACAAUGGGAGGGUGAUCCUGUGUGAUCGCAUUGCUGACCCCUGGAAUGCCUUCUGGUUCAGCCUGGGGUGCUGCACCUUCUUCCUCAUCCCCAACAUAAUCUUUGCCAUCAGGCUCACCAAGCAUUUCCGCCCCAUCCGCAACCGGCUCAUCUCUACAGGCUCAGAGGAGACCUGUCCCUUCCACAUCCCUCGUGUCACGGCGCUGAAGCUCUAGGUCAGGUUCUGCAGGGACACCCGUCUCCAUGCACUGUAGGACUCCAGGUCCUUGCAGCAUCUCUUCCUCGGUGUCUGAGUACCACCAGGGACCUCCCUGGAGCCUGGCUGACCAGGGACCUCAGGCAGCGUCCCUGCAGCUCCCGCUGACUGCUGGCUCUCCUGCUGCACACGCAGACCCCGCUGCGAUGCAUGCCUGGCUCCCUCUCGCCCACUGCAGCCCUCCUGCAGCAGCGCCCUGCAAUGCUUCUCCACUCCUGGGAUGGAGCACAU
Molecule: messenger RNA, 2851 nt
Organism: Lagopus muta (rock ptarmigan)
Lineage: Eukaryota; Metazoa; Chordata; Aves; Galliformes; Phasianidae
Gene: PROM2
Product: prominin 2
Exons: 24
Coding region: 105-2579 (824 amino acids)
Cellular component (GO): microvillus; apical plasma membrane; cell surface
Molecular function (GO): cholesterol binding
Source: RefSeq, a predicted model, not a curated record